Messenger RNA from Medioppia subpectinata, 5319 nucleotides. The record is from the annotation of a GenBank genome assembly. Lineage: Eukaryota; Metazoa; Arthropoda; Arachnida; Sarcoptiformes; Oppiidae.
AUGGCAGACAACUAUCAAUUACCGCACGGGCCAUACCAACCGCCCACCGAAAUUAAUUACCCGCAAACCUAUGAGUUACCCUUUGACAAGACCCGAGGCAUACCGGGCACAGCGCGUCGGACACUAGUCGAAGACAGGCCGUCGGCCCCUCGACUGCCGGCCAAACCGGGUUUGUUUGGCCGACGGGAUAGAGAGGCGCCGUACGGACGCGCCGGUGAGGGCCAGCAGCCACUGCACGGGCCGAUGAACUACGCGGACUACCAGACAAGUUGGUACCGGUGGCCGAACCUGAACCUGGAGCGACCGUGGCAACACGAGUUGCGCUCGCUCAAUCAACUAGGCUUUAUAUUUGAGGUACCGUUAGGUCGGGGCGGGUUCGGUGAGGUGUGGCGCGUGUAUCGGAUCAGCGACAACAAGCACUGGGCGGCGAAGAUACAGGGCGUCAAGAAGUUUGACGACUUGGGCUUUUCGCUCAAACAGGGCAUGGCUUACAUACUGCGGGACAUUGAGCACACCCGGGGUCUGUCCCAUCCGCACAUUGUGGCCAUCGAGUCUGUGGUGCAUCUGAAGGACACCCGAACGGACUUUCAGUCGCUGUUUGUGGUGACACUCAUGGACUUAAUGCACGGAAAUCUGAUUGACGCCAUCAAAGAGUCGCCCGACGGCCGUAUGAAUGAGACCGACGCUCGCCAUUGGUUUCUACAGAUCGGCAGCGCUGUGGCCUAUUUGCACGCUCAACGGGUCAGCCAUAUGGACAUCAAAGCCGACAACAUUCUGUACAAACAUCAGACACCCGUCGGCGCGGGCAGAGGACCGACCCGUAAACUAUACAAACUGUCGGACUUUGGUCUGUCGCUGACGUAUCGCGCGGGACAGCCCAUGACAGGCACCGAUGCGGUCGGCACUGAAUACUGUAUGGCACCCGAGAUGACAAGUAUGUCCGCUAAGUUGCUUAAAACCAGAUUCGACACCACUUUGUGCGAUGUGUACGCUCUGGGCGUAACUCUGGCCCAGUCUGUGAUUGGUGUGCCGGCACUUCGCCCGCCAUUCAAUGCGUUCACAUGGGGUUACGAAGUGCACCAAUGGGUGGCCGACCAUCUCAUUGCCACCAAACGCUUCCAACCGACCAGUUGUCUCAUACAACUGCUCGACUUUAUGACCGCUCGCGAGCCCUCUAUGCGUAUGACUAGUGAACAGUUGGGCGCCUAUUGUCUUCAGUCAGCCGUUAAAAUGCAAACUUUUAAAAACAUUGGGUUUAUUAUGGCAUCACUUUCGGGACAUUUGAAACUGCGAGACGUGGAGGAAGUGUCCCAACCUAUUGACAACGGGACCAAUUGGUUUGACUCAAGACAUAUGCAUUAUCUUCAGUACAAUGACUGGAUUUUUGGCCCCAAAGACAACUUCACGGAUCAGAUGGUGUCGGAAAUGGAGCAGACAUUGAAAUUAAUCCGAUACACAACUCAUCCAAUGAUGGUUUUAUUACCAAACCUUACUUUCAUUACACAAUACCAACACAUCAACAACUCCUUCAAUACCACGGAUCAGAUCUUUGACUUUUAUAACAAGAAUCCGAAGAAAUUUAUCUAUUCGCCCAACACUACGGACGCUGUCCUACCCGUCGCUAAACUGCAGUUAUAUCCCAAACAUAGGGCUAAAGUAUCGAUCGGUUUGACUGUUUUGUUCAUUUCGAUGGCAAUUGUGGUUAUAUUCUCGCAAUUAAUGCCAAUAAUGACAUCAAAUUUGGUGAAAGAAAAGGAGAAACGGAUGAAAGAUGUGAUGUUUAUGAUGGGUCUCAGGCCUAACGUCUAUUGGUUUGUCUGGUUUUCAAUUGAAGCGAUCGUUGUCUUAGUUUUAUCACUAUUUCUUUCGAUGGCUUAUUCGGUGUCCGGUUUUAUACCAAACCUCGACUCUUAUACCACAUUCUUCUGGUUAUUCCCAAUGAUAUUGAUGUUUGGUUUAACGAUAAUUCAAUUUUCGGCCAUUUAUUCAAAGUUUUUCAACAAAGAAAUGACCUCAACUCAAAUGAUUUCAAUCGUAAUGUUAGUGUCUUUUGUGCCCGUAUUUCUCAUUUCGGGAAUUUUUGUGACUUUACCACAAGUGGCCAACUAUUUGCUCCUUUUGUUCUCUCCCUCUGCCAUCACUUUUGGCAUUAAAGCCAUUCUGACGAUUAGUUACAUAAACGACUCAAAACCGAGUUUAGACACGAUAUUCAAUGGUUCAGACAUUCCUCUGGGAAUGGCUUUAACGGCAUUAUUGGCGGAGAAUAUCUUGUAUUCACUUUUGGCCUUAUAUUUGGAAAAAGUAAUUCCCGAACAGUUCGGCACAAAACUGGGCUUUUGUUUCUGUUUUGACCCAAACUAUUGGUUUCCCCGAAAGACCGCUCACUUGACCACCGAAUCGGCCGAUAAGAGCGCUGACGUCGAAGAGGUUUCCGACGAACUCAAAGGCAAAGCAAUCAUUCAAAUGAAAAGUGUGUCCAAAAAGUUUGCCAACGAAAAGACUUUCGCCGUAAACAACGUAUCGAUGACUAUAUAUGGGUCGCAAAUAACGGCACUUCUGGGACACAACGGCGCGGGAAAGACAACACUCAUAAAUAUGAUGAUCGGAGUGAUAGCUCCCACCUCUGGAUCCAUUCAUAUCAAUGGAUACGAAGCCACCGACGCGUCCGAUGUCUAUCACUUGAGAUCAAUGUUUGGUAUAUGUCUUCAGGAGAACGCGCUGUUGGAUGAGCUCAAUAGCGAAGAACAUCUGCUAUUCUUCGGCGCAAUGAAAGGUCUGUCGGGGAAACGACUCGUCGAAGAAGUGAAUCAAUUGCUUCUUCGCAUGGAUUUGUUGGGCAAUCGAUGGACGCAUUCAAAGGACUUGAGCGGCGGUCAGAAGCGUAAGCUCUGUAUAGCUCUGGCACUGAUCGGUGACCCGAAAGUGGUUGUAUUGGAUGAGCCGACGAGUGGUGUGGAUGUGGCCAUCAGAAGACAGAUCUGGUCUAUACUGCAGUCACACAAAGCGAACAAAACAAUUAUAAUGACCACUCAUUUCAUGGAAGAGGCGGACAUUCUGUGCGACCGAAAAGCCAUUCUCACCAAAGGAUCGCUUCGUUGUGUCGGAAGUUCACUGUUUCUCAAGAAGAAGUUUGGGAUCGGAUAUCACCUGACGGUUGACACCCAGAAGGACGUCCACAUCAAAGACAUCACAUCUCUGGUCACGUCUGACAUACCGACGGCUCGACUCUCCCGAAGCGCCGGAACCGAAGUCUUCUAUAUUUUGCCGCAAAAUGAAAGCCAAAAGUUUUCGCAAUUGUUCUCAACGUUAGAGAAAUCGCAAAAUACUGUCAAAUCGUUUGGCAUUUCGAUGACAACUCUGGAGGAAGUGUUUCUCAAACUGGAGGACGAGUCGGCGGCGAAUGUCACCAAAACUGAUCUCAACGCUAAUGUUGAAAGUGUCGACUCAAACACCGUAUUGGACAUCAAAUAUCGACCGAAUUUUUGGGACUCGUUUUGGGCUUACUUUCGGAUCAAAUGGGUUAAACCCGAAGAGAUUAAAGCCAUUAAUUUGCAAACACUUAACGACAGUUAUAUGACUGUAAUUAUCGAUAGGGUUAAACCCGAAGAGAUUAAAGCCAUUAAUUUGCAAACACUUAACGACAGUUAUAUGACUGUAAUUAUCGAUAGGUUUGAAAACGAAAACAUCGACUGGAAGUGGAUUUUCAACGAAACACAUCUCUAUUCGCUGCCAAUCCUCCAGAAUCUGAUGGCAAACACUUAUUUCAGUGCAAUUAACGGACAAAACAAGCGAUUCAUUCAAACAACAAAUUAUCCGUUUGUGUUGAGCCGAACCGAAGUCAAUGAAAAUCCCGUCAAAAUAUUUCUCAUCUUUUAUGCGAUUAUGUAUUUAUUUUUGUUUAGUUUACUUAUCGGACAACUCUUUGCCUUCGAUACCAUCGAUGACAGAGAAACAAAAAUCAUCGAAACUAUACGGAUAUCGGGAAUGGGUUUCUGGUGUUAUUGGUUGACAAACCUAUUCAUGCACUCAGUAUUGCUUAUAAUUGAGUUGUUAUUAGUCUUUCUUUUGGUCACAUUUCUCGUACGACUCGAGUAUUUGGAUUCAAUGACCACAAGAAUCGCAUUCCUAUUGCAUCUGAUUGUGUCGAGCAUUGCAUUCAUGCAAACCAAUUAUGUCUUCGGAUACUUCUUCGCGACCAAAGCGACCGCACAUUUGCUAUUAGUUUACGAAAUGAUUUUGUUUUUGUCGCUAAUGUUUUACAUGUUUUUGUUGAGACUCAUCGACAGUCCAGACAUUUGUGACAGCGUUUUGAGACUCAUUAGUAAAUCCAAUGCAAACCAUAAUCUCAUUUCAUUUGACUCUCCGCUCGAAGACUCGGAUGUCCUCCAAGAGAGGCGUGAAGUGAACGCCGUUUUGCAAAACAAACACAAAAAGAACAACAUAUUAGGUCUGUUGGGACCGAACGGCGCCGGAAAGACAACCACAAUGCGAGUGAUCACCAAACAGGAGAUCCCGACCAGUGGUUUGGUCUCCAUAUGCGGCCAAGAGAUGCACUCUUCAUAUCUGCGACAAGUGAUCGGUUAUUGUCCACAACAGGACACUCUCUGGAAGAAUAUCACAGUUAGAGAGCAUUUGACUCUUUUUGCCAUCAUUUCUGGCGUUCAGAAGAAUCGUUGCAAUCAUUACAUCCAUAAACAUAUGAAUGACCUUAAGAUCACAGAACACGCCGACAAAGAGACUGAACACCUGUCCGGAGGGACUAAACGAAAGGUUUGCUACAUAUUAUCACUGAUGGGUGACUCGAAACUCGUACUUCUGGACGAACCGUCCACUGGAAUGGAUCCGUACUCAAAGAGAUUCCUCUGGACUACCAUUCAGUCGACUUUCAACGGACAGACAGAGAGGAGUGCAGUCCUGACCACUCACUCCAUGGAAGAGGCGAACGCUCUCUGCAAUAGGAUUGCAAUCAUGACAAGAGGUGUCAUGAGAUGUAUCGGUUCCGCACAACACCUCAAGAACAGAUACGGAGCCGGAUAUGUGUUGGACAUCAAAUGGCAGCCGAUUCGGGCCACACAGGCGUCCAUCCAAACCAUCAUUUCUGGUCUGUUCUUUGAGUGGACGGUUCGGGAAGUGUUUGACAAUCGCAUGACAGCCGAUAUUCCUCAGCAGUCGGUGCCCUCUCUGUCGGCUGUCUUCUCAUCGCUGGAGCGCCUGAAAGCUGAUCCCAACAGUGGUGUCGAUGAGUAUAGUUUGAGUCAAACAACUCUCGAACAGGUCUUCAUAUACUUCGCCAAAGAUGGCCAACAGAUCGCUGUUUAG